UUGAAAUGGAAUAUAUCGUUUGUAAGGGUGUCUAGGGUGUCAUUUGGCAUGUACAUAGCAAACACGUAAUGACACGUGUACACACAUUUUAAACAUAUAACUUAUAGUUAAACAUUGUUUUACAAAUGAACAUGACACCACAGUAAAACGCCUCAAUAAAUGAGCAGUUAACUGGUGCACACCACCACUUCAUAUAGAAUGUUGUCUAUCUGUAACAGUUGCAGAUGUGGCAUGAGUGCCUUCUGAUUGGAGAGUAAGGAUAGGAUGAGACUGGAGGAAUAGCUCAGUGUCUGAAAGAGGGUUCCAUGUGGUUUGCACCGUCCGAGCAAACAUAUAACGCUGAGCCAACGUUGAUGAAACGGUUUCAACCUCACGGCAAAGUUGCACGUUUACUGGGUUUCAUUCCAGUUUUCCCUUCAGCUUCUCAGGGAGCAUCAUCAUCGUGUGAAGCCGAAGCUUAACUAUCAAACCAUCAGAGGGGCCGAUAUGCUGUCCACAGCCGAGCGCAACAAUGCCACCACGCACGCGCCGGGUUACAGCCGAUCCAAGUGGCACCUGCCAAUAACCACAAAUCCCAUGCUCGUGACUUCGGCCUCGGAAAGCGUUGUCACGAUUCUGAACGGACGGCAGGAGCAUUUUGUCGGCGAAUACCUGCGCGCGAAGCUGGAAAUGCGAGACGCCACCGGCAAAGCCAAAUCGCACGGGGGCGACUUCGUCAUGGCCCGGAUUUACAACGCAGACCUUGGCGCCGCGGCUUCGGCAUCCGUGACCGACCACAGCGACGGGACCUACACCGUGGAGUUCAGAAUCCUGUGGCCGGGAGAGAGCCGGCUGGAGAUCAUUCUGGUCCACCCCGGUGAGGCGGUGGGGAUUCUGGAGAACGCAAGGGAGUCCGUGCCAAACAGAGUCAGCUUCUGGGGAACGUUCGUGGCGGGCGAGGCCAAAAAGACCGCGGUGUGCGAACUGUUCCUGAACACAACCCAAGAGAUCUGCAAUUUCACUGACGAGCGUUUGGGUGAAGGCUUGAUUUGCAAAAAGCCUCGAGGCUUUCCCUGCUACUCUAUCCACGGAUACACGUCCUUCACAAAAUACUGGGAAGUAUUCACUCAAGAUGAACGGAGGCUUUUCUCAAGGUAACACUUUUAUUGUUGUUGUUGUUAUUAUUACCCCGGUAAGCAUGGAACGUUGGGUCAAUUUUGGCCCGAUGUUGGUCCAACGUUUUCAAAAGCACGUACCCACGACGACAACAACGCAUUAUGCGUGUUUCAUUGCAGGGACCACAUCCUGGUGCCGCUGCGAGUUCCAUAUCACGUCCAUGCCUCCAUCACGGACGGUGAGGAUUUGUGUGACGCGGAAAGCUACACGUGAGAAGCCGACGUGGCCACGGCAGAGAACCCCAGUGUCAAGUCCCGUCGCCUGAGCGAGGCACUCUCAUCACAGUUGACUCGCAACAUCUAUACUUCUCGUUUUACACUUAACAUUUUCCAAACGGAUGUUUUUGUUUGUUUGUUUGUUUUAAUUGCUCUACACAAACGACUUUUAU
This is a messenger RNA of Petromyzon marinus (sea lamprey), 1543 nucleotides long. RefSeq names its product NXPE family member 4-like. The record is from RefSeq and is a predicted model, not a curated record. NCBI's taxonomy places the organism in Eukaryota, Metazoa, Chordata, Hyperoartia, Petromyzontiformes, Petromyzontidae.